AAUUAAUAUCAUGUAAUAGGCAAUAACUUAAGAUUAAUUCUCCUUUAUUAAUCAUCCCAUUUCAGAUUAUCCUACACAAAUCACCAUCUUCUAGUAAAGUGCAAUGUAUACCUCAAUAUUCAUUUUUAGAUUUGGAUAAGAUACUAAGGAACUUUCAACGAUUCCAGAUAUCAAUCAUACUCCACCAACUCCAAAUCAGCAUUUAUACAAUAUUCUUGAGUAAUUUGGCAGCACAUUGGCAAGGUAUUUGGCCUUGUAAAUGAUUGGAGUACAAAGUUACUUAAAAUAAUCAAUGGAAUACUUAAAUCAUAAUAUUCAGGACUUGAAAAUGCUUAUAUUUAAUGCUUAGGUAAUGUUCGCUUCGAAAAACAAAAUACAAGAAUUUGAAUUGGCUAGAGAAGAACAAUGCAAUUAAAUCUAGGCAUUAAUCGAUGGAAUUGAAGAUGACUACUGCAAAGAGGCGCUAUCCAAUUUAUUAGGCAAAAUAGAAGAAGUUAGAUUUUCAAGUUAAUAUACUUUAAAAAUAACACAAAUUGAAUUGCUUGAAACCGAAACUAUUUAUUUUUAAGUUAUUGAUAAAGAUAAAAGCAUGAAAACUUUUAUUGAUUUAAUCAAAAAGGACUCUAUCAUUAUUGCCUAACAGCUUUGUCCUCAUCUUAUUGUACUGAGUGCAGUAUUUAAGGACGUACUUAAGUUGGAUUUGAUUCAUUAAACAUAAUAGAAUUUUUAUAGUUUGGAAAAAUUUGUAAAUCAUCUACAAUAAUUAUAUAAAAACCAGGACAUCUCAUAAUAUUUUUAAUAAAUCUCAAGAAUUUACCCUCGACUUAAAGAACACUUUACAGAAAUUGAAGAAAUUAGAAAUAAAAAAAGGAAAUAAUUUGAAUAUCAAUUAGCUGAUGAGGAUAAGGAUAUUUUACAAUUGUUUUAUGACAAAUAAAGCAAUUUUGUGCUGUAAUUUCCUCAAGAUAAAGUACUCCCUGAAGAAAUAUGUGAAUUGAUUUAAUUGACGUAUUUUUUAAUUACCCAGGGAUAAAAGAAUGCUACCUCUUAACUUAUAGAGACUUAGAUCUAAAAAAUAUUAUAGAAUGAUUAAUUUAAACAGUAUUCAUUCAUUUUUGAUUUGAUCGCUGAUUGUGUUCAUUAAAGUUAAUUGAAAUUGCUGUUUUAUGGAUACGUAGAGUGCAUUCUAGAUACUAGAUUAAUCAAGUUUACGAGUCAUCUUCGAACAGAUUUAAUAAUAUUAAACUAAUUAUCUUAGAAACCAUAAACAAAUUUGACUGAACAACAAUUGUAAUAAUUGAAGGACAUGGUUUGUAUUACAAGAAGGCAGAAUUUGCAAUUCCAAGACUUCGCUUAGAUUAUAAAUUCAGCAGGAUAAAUGGAAACUCUGGUGGCUGCAAAAUAAGAGGAAGCUCUUAUGGAGGCAACUAUUGAAUUAGAAAAUUAGCUAUAUGAGAGUCAGGAGAUCAAUGAGUUGAUCAUCAAUAAAGAAUCCGCAGCUUUGUAAAUAAGGGCUAAGAGAUUGAAAUUUCUUAUGGAAUUGUUUCUUCGAUUCUACAGAGUGUCAAGUGAGACUCUCCACAAAUUGUUCCUUUAUUAUGAAUAGGGCUAUGAGUGCAAAUAAUAAUCCACAAUUUUCCUAAGAUAGAAGGUGGCAAUUCCAAAAGAGUUGUUCAGCACAGUGCAAAAUUAAAGGAAGACUCAGAAUUGGAUUGACAUACAGAAUCAAAUAUUAAGUGCAGAUGUAUUGGGAACAGAGAAAAACUAUUAUAGACCAAGUGUGUACAGAAUAUUUAAGGGUUUGACUAGUCAAUAAACAAUCCCGAGUUCUGCAUCUUUACAAAAGAUUUUGAAGAGCUUUUAAACCAAGUAUUAGAACACAUAUGCCAACUAAAUCCAAAGUGAUUUUGUUAACUUAUUGAAGGAGAUUCUGCAAUAUUCAAAAGACAAAUAAGUUAUCUUUGAAACAAAUUUUAGAAAGUAUUACAAAAAGGAGUUCAAAAACUAAUUGAUGGAGUUGCCUCAAAAUUAAUUUGAAAGUGUGGCUUACGCAAUUAAGUUGAUUUAAGCAAUAGAGGAUUAAUAGUAAUAAAAUAAUUGAUAAUAAAAUAAUUAUAAUAGUAUA
Messenger RNA from Paramecium octaurelia, 2125 nucleotides. Lineage: Eukaryota; Ciliophora; Oligohymenophorea; Peniculida; Parameciidae. The record is from the annotation of a GenBank genome assembly.